Messenger RNA from Loxodonta africana (African savanna elephant), 790 nucleotides. It is a transcript of the gene NDUFB5, whose product is annotated as NADH:ubiquinone oxidoreductase subunit B5. The coding region runs from base 69 to 638 and encodes 189 amino acids. The transcript has 6 exons. The record is from RefSeq and is a predicted model, not a curated record. NCBI's taxonomy places the organism in Eukaryota, Metazoa, Chordata, Mammalia, Proboscidea, Elephantidae.
CUCAUUGGUGAAUUAGUUCCCUCGACUCCUAUUAUUCUCCCUGCUGCUUCCGCUUGCCCGGAUCAGCCAUGGCGGCUAUGAGCUUGCUUUCGCGGGUUUCGGUCACUGCAUUGGCAGCUCUGUCAGGCCGCCGCCUUGGCACUCGACUCGGAUUCGGAGAGUUCCUCACCCGUGGCUUUCCGAAGACUGCCGCUCCUGUUCGACACAGUGGAGACUAUGGGAAAAGAUUGUUUGUCAUCAAACCUUCUGGAUUUUAUGACAAGCGCUUUUUGAAUUUACUGAAAUUCUACAUUUUGUUGACUGGAGUACCAGUAGCAAUUGGCAUAACUCUGAUAAAUGUAUUCAUUGGUGAAGCUGAAUUAGCAGAAAUUCCAGAAGGCUAUAUCCCUGAACAUUGGGAAUAUUACAAGCAUCCUAUAUCAAGAUGGAUUGCCCGUACUUUCUUUGACUGUCCUGAAAAGAAUUAUGAAAAAACAAUGGCUGUCCUUCAAAUUGAAGCUGAAAAAGCUGACUUACGGUUAAAGGAGCUGGAAGUACGAAGAUUAAUGAGACUAAGAGGUGAUGGGCCCUGGUAUCAAUACUCGACUGUUGAUAAGGCACUUGUUGAUAAUUCUCCAAAAGCAACUCCCGACAACUAAUCUUUUAUUUCUCUGCAUACAAAGUGUAUUCUCUUUAGUGACAAAAAAUUAAGAAAUAUACUCUGUAUUUUUGCUCUCUGUGAUGAAUAAAAGAGCCUCUGUCAUUGCUCUGUUUCUCAAUGUUAGUUCCAAUUAAAGUUUUUGAUUUUGGA